Molecule: messenger RNA, 966 nt
Organism: Lathyrus sativus (Indian pea)
Lineage: Eukaryota; Viridiplantae; Streptophyta; Magnoliopsida; Fabales; Fabaceae
Source: the annotation of a GenBank genome assembly
AUGAAUGAUCUAAUGACAAAAUCAUUCACCAACUAUGUUGAUCUAAAAAAAGCAGCUAUGAAAGAUGAAGUUGAUUUAGAAGCUGGUCUUCAAAAACAAAGUGUUAAUGAUGUUGAGUUAACAAGAUCUUCAAUAACUCAUUUGGAAACUGAUAUGAAUCUGUUCUUGGAAGAGGCUGAGAAAGUAAGAACAGAAAUGGGUGAAAUUCGCGAUGUUCUAACAAAUCUUCAACAAGCUAACGAAGAGAGCAAGUCCCUUCACAAAACUGAUGCUCUGAAAUCAUUGAGAGAGAGAAUCAAUACUGAUAUUGUAACUGUUUUGAAGAAAGCAAGGUGUAUUAGAACUCAAUUGGAAGAAAUGGAUCGUGCUAAUGAUGCUAAUAGAAGACUCUCUGGACUGAAAGACGGUUCACCGGCAAUUUAUAGAACAAGAAUUGCUGUCACCAAUGGAUUGCGUAAGAAGCUCAAGGAGCUUAUGAUGGAGUUUCAGGGACUGAGGCAGAGAAUGAUGAGUGAAUACAAAGAGACAGUAGGGAGAAGGUACUAUACAGUGACAGGGGAACAUGCAGAUGAAGAGGUGAUUGAUAAGAUUAUAUCAAAUGGAGAUGAUGAAAGUUUUUUAGGAAAGGCAAUACAAGAACAUGGAAGAGGAAAGGUUCUUGAAACAGUGGUUGAGAUACAAGACAGAUAUGAUGCUGCAAAAGAGAUUGAGAAGAGUUUGUUGGAACUUCAUCAAGUGUUUUUGGAUAUGGCUGUUAUGGUUGAAGCACAAGGUGAGAAAAUGGAUGAUAUUGAACAUCAUGUUCUUCAUUCUUCUCACUAUGUGAAAGAUGGUACAAAGAAUCUUCACAGUGCUAAACAGUAUCAGAAGAGUGGGAGGAAGUGGAUGUGCAUUGGGAUUAUACUUUUGUUGAUUCUUAUUCUGGUCAUUGUUAUUCCCAUCGUCACCAGUUUGAGUAGUUCUUGA